This is a messenger RNA of Rana temporaria (common frog), 2376 nucleotides long. RefSeq names its product nuclear receptor 2C2 associated protein (gene NR2C2AP). Bases 69 to 488 code for a protein of 139 amino acids. The transcript has 5 exons. The record is from RefSeq and is a predicted model, not a curated record. NCBI's taxonomy places the organism in Eukaryota, Metazoa, Chordata, Amphibia, Anura, Ranidae.
CUGAGGCUUGGAACGCAUGGAAGGGUCGCACUUUACGGCAGAAUAUUUCCUGUACAGUAAGCGGCAGCAUGGUGGAGUCUGUGAUAUGUCCAGGCACUGUGAGCAGGGUAAGCUCAGUACUCCAGAGAGAUGUCAAGCAGUUUGGCAAACAGUUUCUUUUUGACCACAGAGAUGAGACGUGUUGGAACUCUGAUCAGGGGUCAUCUCAGUGGAUCGUAGUUGAAUUCCCUCAAAAAGUCUGUGUGUCUGAAAUCCACAUCCAAUUCCAAGGUGGCUUUUCCAGUAAAAACUGCAUUUUAGAAGGAUGCCUUAAAAAUGAAGAAUUAGAGACUGUAACAGACUUUUAUCCAGAAGACAUCAAUGCCCUUCAGAAAUUUGUAUUCACAGAGCGGUGUGUUGAAAGGUUGCGGCUUUCUUUCCCAAGUAGCACAGAUUUCUUUGGAAGGAUUGUAGUUUAUCACCUCGAUGUUCGUGGCUGCAAGCUUUGAGGAUGUUACUCAGAGGCACAUAUGAACUGUACAACAUUCCGAACCAAAGAGGGAGUAAUGAGCACUCACACACUAGAAAAUCAGACAUGUCUUGUACUGUGUGUCCAGUCCUUUGUUUAUAACCGUUAUGAAGAUAUUUUGACAUCACAACUUGAAGUAUAUGUAAACCCAAUCACUUAAAUUGCAUAGAAGAUUUUUAUGUAUUAAUCUAACUUUCAAAGUCAUUUGUAUUAUGCUAAAAUAUGCCUUUAGAAAAUAGUUAAUGAUCAUACCAUGAAUAUCCUUGACCCACUUCUUAUGGAGUGACUAUACACUGUCCCUGUCUACCAGUUGUUCUGCAUUGUCACAUACUCUCCCAAUUCAGAAUGUACAGGCAUAGUCCACUGUUGUAAUCUUGGAAACCCAAGAAAUUGCAUGCAGCAGUUGCUGGAGAACAUGCUUGUAGGCUGUAUGAGUGCUGAUAUGCAACAAACGAUGAUUGAUACAAAGUGCUUAGCAAACCUUACCAUCACCUGCCGUAUUGUUAAAUGAUGGGUAGGGGCGAUGCCAUAUGACGUCAACCCACUCUUGGCGGCCAGCGCGUGCUCUGUCUCUGGGACAUGGGGCUUUAGGCCUAGGACAAGGCUUUUUGCCCAUGUGAUCAGCUGUGUCCAAUCACAGCUGAUCACAUGUAAAUAAGGAAAUGCCAGUUGUCGGCGUUCCUUUCCUCACACCGAGAAGAGUGUAAGGAGAUCAGAGGCAAUUUCUCACAGGGGAGACCUGCACAGAUGAUCAGGGCACCGAUUCAGUGCAACCCCAACAGUGCCACAUAUUCGUGCACACCAGUGAAGAAGAAAAAUUACUCAUUCGCUAAAUUUUGUAACAGGAUUUUUAAGAAAAGAUAAAAUACCUACUGGUAAUUAAAUGCCACCAAAAGAAAGCUCUAUCGGUUUUAAAAAAAUAUGAUAAAACUUUAGUUUGAGUACAGCGUCGUAUGACUGUGCAAUUGUUAUUCGUGGUGCGACAGUGCUGAAAGCUGGCCUGGGUAGGAAGGGGGGUAAAAGUGCCCAGUAGGCAAGCCAUUGGCUGAGGGAGCCAAUUGGCAGACCUUUUUCAGUCAUACCCCUUUGACAGAUGUACACACACGAGCCAAAUGUUGUCCGGUUUCUAUUCAACCGGCUUAUGGGGACCCCCCCCUUUUUUUUUUUUUUAUAAAUUUCCACCUCUCUAUGUACCAAUAUACCAUUAUUGUACCUCUGUUGUAAAAAAUAAAAGCUUUCUUUGAUUUUUAGAACAUGGCCUUACCUUAGCCCCUGAUGUGUUCCAUUAACAGUUCAUGACUUCCUGGUAUGUAAAUUUGAGACGUCAAAACCAGCUGACCUCAUUAGCACACAAACCCUGCACCCAUCAACUGUUUGCAAUGCAUCCCUCUAGGCGUGCCAAUGUAGGUUGCUAUGUUUGCACAGCAUUCCAACGUCCUUCCAAAGCCGUGGGUAGGACACCCCUAAUGUAGUGCAAGGGCCUGCCUGACUGGAUACAGAGUGAAUGGAGAGAUAGGUGGGUCCUCCUAUUCCACAGUUUUGGUAAAUAUAAAUGAAAUUGUAUAGAGAUUGUACAUACAGACACAGUGUAAAGAAAAAUCCAAUACUUUAUUUUUCGAAACAUAAAAUCAUUCUGUUUUAAAGAUAGAAAGACCUUUUUAGUAUAGUUUCUUUUUUUAAUGAAGUAUACAUAAAAGUGAUUGUAAGUUCAUCCAAAAUACCUCCUCUUUAUUUUCUAUUUACACAUUAUUUUUCAGAAACCUGAUAUCUUGGUAGCACAUUUGUCGCUGUUCACAGUUAUGUUGUGGCAUUACAUAUCUUAUGAAUUUGUGAUAAAACCUUAGGAUUAAAAGAAUAUAAGAUCUGUA